UCUCUAAAUAAUCUAACAACAAGAGCUAAAUUAUGAAGUCCCAAAUUUCUCUCGGUUUCGUCGUAGCGCUUUCUUUGGUGGCAGCAUGUUACGCCAACGUGCAGUGGGGACAAUGUAGCUGUGGCUGCAUUAAAUCGGAGUGCGACUUUCCUCAAACGGCGGAUGAAUGCAGUCGCUGCGCAAGUUUGGUGAAGGCUCCAAGUAGCAGUUUUGACGAAGGAAAAUGUUGGAUCAAAGUCGCCAACAUAUCCCCGAUGGAUUGUGGACUUCGUUGUUACCGAUCACUUUCCGGCUGCUCCGGAUUUGGUGGGGUUUCCCACUACACGUAUGGAAACAUGUGCUGGUGUGUUUACAAAAAGCCAUGAAACAAUGCGUCUUUCAUCAGUUGAUUCCCAUAUACAGAUAUAUACCAAAAUCAAACUAUGUGUAAAUCAUAAUCACAAUUUUUUUAAAAUUAUAAAUACCGAUCAAUAAAACUAUUCAGUUUCUUCCAAUUCGGAAAAAU
Messenger RNA from Folsomia candida, 505 nucleotides. RefSeq lists its product as uncharacterized. NCBI's taxonomy places the organism in Eukaryota, Metazoa, Arthropoda, Collembola, Entomobryomorpha, Isotomidae. The transcript is spliced from 3 exons. Bases 33 to 365 code for a protein of 110 amino acids. The record is from RefSeq and is a predicted model, not a curated record.